Messenger RNA from Sebastes umbrosus (honeycomb rockfish), 2560 nucleotides. It is a transcript of the gene banf1, whose product is annotated as BAF nuclear assembly factor 1. NCBI's taxonomy places the organism in Eukaryota, Metazoa, Chordata, Actinopteri, Perciformes, Sebastidae. The transcript has 3 exons. Gene Ontology annotation, molecular function: DNA binding. The record is from RefSeq and is a predicted model, not a curated record. The coding region runs from base 187 to 459 and encodes 90 amino acids.
ACGAGCACAUCACCCCGUGACGUAAGGACGCAAGAAGCGGGCGCAUUGCAUUGUGGUCGCCGGUGGCUGACAGAAACAGAAAGCACACACUGCUCUACAGCUCUCCAGCGAACCACGCUAACAUCAGCCAGGACAGGACAAUACAAGCCCAGUUGUUGGUGAUCUUUGACCGCCUACAAAGCAGCUAUGUCGUCGACAUCCCAAAAACAUAAAGAUUUUGUGGCCGAGCCUAUGGGCGAGAAGGCCGUGAAUGCUCUUGCAGGCAUCGGAGAGGUUCUCGGCAAAAGACUGGAGGACAAAGGUUUUGACAAGGCGUAUGUCGUCCUCGGGCAGUUUCUAGUGCUGAAGAAGGACGAGGAGCUCUUCCGGGACUGGCUGAAGGACACUUGCGGGGCAAAUGUCAAACAACAAGGUGACUGCUACGGCUGCCUUAAAGAAUGGUGCGAUGCCUUCUUAUAAAGCAUUCGGUCGUCGUUUUCUACUUCUGAAGUCCAAACAUUACAUUACCUCUUCUGUGAUCUUGAUUCAAUGCAGCUGCACCAUAUAUAUGGACUGACACUUUUCACACUAAUGAGGUUAUUGAAGUCAAUUUACUUUUAAAUUAUACUUAAAGCUGUUUUAAAGUGUAUUUCUGAAAUCCUUUGACCCCUUCCCAAAACAGAAUUCACACAUGUCCUUCCUCAUGGUCAAGAUCUAGACUAAUACUCGCCAACUCUUUCUUUUAAAAAUUGGACAAUUCUAUCUGCCUGUAACGUCUGCUCACUGUCAGUAGCCCUUUUUAUCGCAGAAAUUUUAACUUGUAGUAGUAAAAGCACUGGUGUAACUAAUAACAAUAAUGAUGAUUUCUGUCCAUUUAGGUCUAAGUCAUUUCACUGAGCUAGCAUGCAUAUUAGCAGGGCUGUGACACAAGGACACCCAAAUAUAAUGCAGUCUAUAGAGGUCGCCUUAGGCUGAAGCUGUCUAGUUUCCUUUUUUGGGAAAAGUCUGCUCAUGUUCAUACUAUUAAAUUUGUCCAAGGUCUUUGAAAUAUUGCAUGUUUCUUUCUGUUAAAGGUUGAAUUUUAAAUGUGUGGUUCUUUCAUUGUUGGUCAUAUACUGGGAAUUUACAUUUUUAAGCCAAACAUGGCUGGUUUGUUCUGUGUUUAAACCCUUUACCUUCACACAAAUUUGAAACGUGUUUCAGUUCAGCACACAUUUUUCUUUCUGUGAUGAUUUACCAGUUCACUACAAUCCAGACUAAUAGUUGUACUCACCUUCAACUCUUGGCCCGUUUGCCUGUUUUUUUCCAAACCAUUGGAAAGUUGAUGUAAGCUGUAUUUUUUUUUAAUCAGUUUAGUAUCAUGUACUGUUGGUCCACCAACAAUGUUUUAAAGGGUUUCUAGAAGAGGUGGAAUGUCUGUUUGACGUGUUUUGACUGAUUUAUGUGACCCACAAAAACUAAGCCUCAAAACUAAAGGGACACUGGUCUUAUCAGAGAAGUAACAUGUUUUAAUAUAGAUACUUUUAACAUUUGAUCUUGCAAAUAAGAGGCAACAUGGCCAGACCCCCCACAUCUGGUCUGCUCAAAGCUCAUUUGAACCUGAAAAUUAUAAAAAAUAAAGAUGCAACAAAUUCAAACACUGUCAAAAAACUUGUCGGUCUAUUGCUGAUGAGUGGGCUGCAGCCUUUACAUUAAUGAAUUAACCUGCAAGUAUGUAUUUACUAGAUAAGUUUGGCGAUACUGCUAAGUUUGUCAGCAGUGAACAAAGCAUUUUGUACCUGCCUGAAGUGCUGGGGUUCAAGGAGUUGCAACAAGUAUAACACAUUCAGAUUGAUGCAACUUGUGUGGAGUUGUGCUUAGACGGCUACCAGGAUGUACGGUUUUGAUUAAACACUGUUACAGUCAUAUGACAACCAUUUAAAUCAAAACCAAUUACCAUGAUACAGUAAAUCAAUCUACAACCUGUUUGUCCGUUAACAGUUAAGAGGCUAAAGUAGUUGAUAUGCUGUACUCGUAUGAUAGAAUGUAUUUAAAGCUUCAGUAGAAGUUGACCUCAUUUCUCUUUUUUCAUAUCAAAACCCCCAACAAGAGUGAGGCAAAAACCUGUCCCGUCUAUCGCUCGUCUCAAAUCACUGGGUCUCAGUUCCCAGUGGCUUUUAAUGAAGUAUAUGUAGUAUGUAUUUUGUAACACCAACAAGCCUGAUGUAGGCCAGGCCUUCAUAACUGAGCUUGAUAUUAUCUUUGACUGUGUUUCUAAACAUGAAAUGCCUUAAUGCAUGCUAGUGUAAACAUUAUCCACAACACCUGCGGUAGUGCAUGUCCAGGCUGUGUCACUUAAUCUUCCACACGCACACACACCACCACCAGCUGUUUGGAGAUGUAACCGUUGUGUAGCAGCUUUUUUGUUAAACACUGGCAGAUUGUGUUUUGUAUUUGACUGUGAAAACUCUUCGGUUUUUAUACUGCCCUUAUUAUUAAAAAUAUAAAUAAAAAAGGCAAAGUAUCACAUUUGGACACACAUGUACAUGUUCAUAAAAGAUUCAAUUUUUAUCAAAUAAAAUCACAAAUGAGAGAAAACUUU